AGUUUCCAUUUGCUCUCCGUGAGUUUUGGUUGUGCGUUCGCGUUCCAAGGUAACUAAUGUGGUGUACUCUCUAUACUCCAAGGGAGAACAAUCUAACAGUUUAUGUGUGCAAACUUGCUCCAACUUCCUCGUGAUCCUUAAAUACAUUUCACGAAACUUUAACGCAGUGAAGUGUCUUUUUGGAAGUGCUGGAGAUUCGAAGUGAAGGUGCUGUGAAGACAUCAAUUUAGCUGUCAAGAUUGAAAGAAAAGUUUCCCCCUCCCCUUUCCCAAAAAUUAAGGAAGUGCAUAAAGUGUUCGUAUUAAGUGCAGUGUCCCCUAGAAUUGACAAGAAGUGUCCAAUGUCGGUGACCUUUGAUCAAUCUUCAAUACAUUCUUCGUAAGAAAGUUUUGUGGUGAAUUUCUGUGAUUUGGGUACUUCCAUUUCUUGGAUAUACUCUACCAACAUAUACCUUUAACAACCAAUUUUCCGUGAAUUUGUGCAUCUUUGGGGAAAAUCAUUGCGAUUUGUAGUGAGAGGUAAAGUGAAAGUGAAGGAAGUGCAAAGAGGAGAGAAGAAGAGAAAUUGGAUUACCAUAUAAAUGCCGUGCUAAGAUAAAAAGGACCACGAUUCCCUUUUCAAAGCAUCUUCUUGUAGGACCAGCAAUUUCAAUUUGGUGGCUGACUACCCUUGUGCUGUGUGUGCUGUUUGUUUGAGAAGCAGAAACGCGGAGAAGGCUCCACAAUAAACGAUAAAAGAGUGUCCAAAGAAGAAUUUUUUUCAAAGUCGUACUGUACAUAACAUUCUUUGAGGCGCGCGCAAAAAAAAACGAGAGAACUGAGCAAAAAAAAGCUCCGACAUACCUGUAAUUUGCACGCAAUGGAAGAAAACGAUUCGAGUGUAAAAUGACGUGAAACAUCUUCUAACUUUUUGCCGUUUCAAGGCAUGUUGGGUACAACUGGAGGGCGUUUUAUGGGGCCAUCUGGGUCGUCGCAUGCACAUGGAAGUCUUUGGCCACCAACCACGGGACGUUCAUUAGAGUUACAAUCAAAUGGCGAAGUUGCAGAAUCCCUGUUUGCGGCCGGAGGUUACAACACACCACCACAUAAUUCACCAUUUAUGCCAGUAGCGCCAUUAGAGCUAGUCGCCAAGAACUUUCAUUCGGGCACCGUAGCAUUCAGUCAAGCAAAUAGUAGCAUUUUCGUGCAGUCACAGACGGAUUUUCUCAGUACCGGUACAUCCGUUUCGAAGAAGACAUGCAUUGGACGGUGGGAGCAUGGUGCAACGGCAGUGGAGCCACUACAGAUUCAGGUGCCACCAUUGCCACCCAUUGGGAAUUUCUCCAUUAAGUCUGAGAGCAUCAGUGCGGGGAGUUCGCGAAACCACAAAUCAGAUGGAGCCAGUCAUUUUGCACCAGCCGAUGGGGCUGCGUCGUCACCAUGUUCGGGAUCCUGCACAGCAGCAUCACCAGUAGUUACGACAGUAUCAUCCACCGUAUCAAAUAGUGAUUUAAAUUCCGGCUGUAGUCGUACAUUGCCCAUUUCAUGGACAACAUCCCUGUCAUCCGUACAUUCGACAUCAUCAUCAUCAUCUGUUGCAUCUGUCCGUGGUGCUUCUAGGCAUAGUGGCACAAGUAGCAGCAAUACAGUGGUUCACAUUAAGAGGGAACCCUGCCAAGUGUCCGAAGUAACAACUUCCAACAAUACUUUGGUAAAAAUUGAAUCACCAUCCCCAAAGGGCACGAUGGACAGCAGUGUCACGAGUGGCCAGCAUACGGCUGGUGCCAUCCCCGUUGGUAUUGCCGUGGCCAGGCAGAGACUACAGGAGCAUGUUAAUGCCCAGCAGCAGCAGCCUAAGGAUAUCAAUCGAUUCGGUAUUGGAUUGGCGGAUCUAGGUGGCGCCACACCGACUCUCAGUCAAAAUAUGUUCUUCGCAGGCACAAAUUCCACCAUGAUCCCACUCACAUCUGAGGCGGUCACGAUGGGUGUUUCCAGUAUGCAGAAUGCAGUGAGGACCCCACCUGCUCUCUGGCAGUAUCCCACCCCUGUGCCGAUGGAAUCAAUGCUACCUAUGCCAAUACCACCUGUUGGAUUUCAAUUAGUACGAGAUCCAAAUACAGGACAAUUCCUCUUCUUACCAACAACAACCACAAUUGAGAAAAUAUGUAUUUCUUACCUAGAACCGUUCCAACAAGCCGUAGUGUGGCCCUCAUACCCACAGACAGCGGCAAUUCAGCCACCCCAUGUUCUCAUCCCCCCAAUUGCCCAGCCCCUACAUCAGCCACCCCCACUGGCACCCCUGCAGCUCAUCGGUUCCGACUACUUGGCAGCCAGUACCACCCUCCAUCAGCACACCCAAACCCACAGCACAAGAUUGGUGGCUCUCACGUCCGAUCCGGGCAAGAGGAAGACCGCACCGAGUCAUCCACCACCAGGAAUUCCCCUUCCAAUCCCAUCGCAUACGCUAAUUAAAAUUGAAGAUUGCGCGGGCAGUAGCACCAGUUGCUCAGCAACUCCUUCGCUUCCGCAUCAAUCGUCGCUCUUCGACACAUGCUCCGACAAAGGAGGUUCCUUGCAAACCACAACUACUGUGACUGAAAUGACCCCAAGUCUACCGCAGUUGUACUACCAGCCGUCGAAUAAUCUCAUUCAGAUUGCACCAACAAGUGCUCCAAAUGAUGACUGUCGAACCAGUAUACCGCACAUGAUAACACCUCCACCAACAGCUGUCUGUCUCACACCUGUUGAGGCAGAAGCCCUGCAACCAGUCACAGCGCCACAACCUGAGGAAGCAACCUCGUGCUCAGUGCCCGAAGUUCAGGAUGCCAACAUCCAGACGGAUACGCCUGUAAUGAGUGAGGAUGAGAAUACAUCUGGUGGCGAUGAAUGCCCCCUCGCAGUCACCACAACAACAACAGAUGAACCCAAGGAACUCAUCAUGUGCCAUACUAUCACCCAGGCGUCUACAAAUGGUCGUCUCUCGGUCUUUGAGGAGACACCAGCACCCAAAGAACAAUUGGAAAUGGUGUCAAUUCCCGUAGAAAACACUUCAGGCCUCGUUGCAGCAGUUCAAAAUGAUGGUGAAACAGCUAAGGAUAUCCCUGGAACAAUGCCCAUUAAUCCCGUAGAUCUCAGUGGUUUGGAACUACUCUCAAAUUCCAUUGAGGCCUUCGAAAAGAAGACUUUCACCAUUAAGAAGGAGCCAUCGAGUGCUGGGAAUUCCCCAAAAGCAUUGCCUCCAACAGAAUCACCCCCACUUCCAGGUGCCCAAGAAUCCGAAGAACCCUUCGAUGGGCUUAAUCUUCUCUGUGCCCUUGCGGAACAACGCCUAGAAGAAGUGGGAAAGCGCCGGAAAUCCAGCUCUGACAGUGAUUCCCGGAAACGCAAAUCCCAUAAACAUUCCACUGCUGGGUCAAGCAAUAAGAAAUCCCGUCGACGGUCAAGGCAUGAAAAGGAACGUGGAGGGAAGACGUACCGCAAGAGGAAGCUUGAUUCCGAUGAGACUGAGCGCGAUGAGGAUGAAGACGGGGAGAAUAGCGGAGGACUCAAUAAGGACUUCAAGGAGACACUGAGUCGUGUCAAGGCAAAGUACUCAAAAUUCUCCUGCAAGAAUACUGAAUUGGAUCAUCAGCAUACACCCGAAUGCCGUGGAAAGGUUGUCUGGCCGUCAAAUGCUGAACUGCUGCAUGCAAUGGAGGACGACAUGUUGAGCCGUUUGCAGGAUAUAACGCGGAAAUGCGAGGAAAAACGAAGGGAACUGGAUAAAAUUGAAAAGAUGAAUCCCGUGCUGAGGAGUCUGCAACAGAAUAAGAUUCUCUCGGAUGAUGAAAUGACACCACCGAGAAUUGCUACACCCCUAUCGACUGAUAGCAAAUCCCGAACUUCCUUUAUGGGGACACCAGUUGUGGUGUUGUCGCCCAAUUUUUCAUCCUCUCAAUCCGAGAGUACACUCAUUGAGCUUCCAAAAAUCUCCAGUGACACAGAGUCCAGUAAGUUUGAAGACGUUGAAACGAGUUCGGUUGAGAGGUUGUCCAAGAGGAAGGGUGGUGUACCGAAGAAGCACGAUGAUGCAGCUGAGACGGAGACAAUUGUUGCAAAGAAGCACAAGAGUCUCGUUGGUUACAUCCUUGCCUCGAAGAAUCGUGUCAGUGAUACAAAUGUCAAAGGACUUAGGUAUAAAAGCAAUGAUUCCACAGAUGCCAACAAUCUCAAGAGCAAUACAGACAGCAAUGGCUUCUCCACGACCGAUGAGGAUAGUUUGGGGAAGAUUCCGAUGCGCCUAAAGAAGGAGACGGUAUUCGUUAAGCAAGAGACUGACACGAUGGAGGAUGAUAGUUCAAAGAGAUCGGAUUCCUCCAAUCAGGGCAGUGAGAAUGGCACCCUGUCGCCUGAGAGGAAGUCUCAUCACAAGUCAAAGCAUCAUUCCAAGCACAAGAAGACAUCGCGCACAAAGGAGCGCAAGCACAGAAGAUCAUCAGAUGCUAAGGAGCGUAAGAAGAAGAUUGAUGCCAAGUGUUUGCUAACAGGUGAACACCUCGAUAAGUCAAACACACGCGUCCUUACCGCUAUGGGUGGACUUUUCUACGCUGGUUGCCUGAAUCCGAUUAAGCCACCGGAUAUUUAUGCCGUCACCCUGGACGGUGAACGUGGCAAUCGACCACACAUCAUGUCCCGCGAGGAGAUCCUCAGGGAUGCAAUACUCGAAGUAGCUCCGGAAGCUACAAGUGAUGUUCAAUCAGGAACACGCCUGUGCGCCUACUGGAGUCAGCAGUAUCGUUGCCUGUAUCCAGGAACAGCUGCUGAACCCGGUUCACCGGAUUCCAUAAUGGACAGGAAGUUUGUAAGCGUUGAGUUUGAUGAUGGAGACAGUGGCAGGAUUGCUCUGGAAGAUAUUCGCUUCCUUCUCAGUGAUUAUCCGAUUGUUGAAUACGAUCCAAAUCCGUUGCUGUCUCUUGGGAAGAGGAAACGCGGAUCAAGUCAUGGAAAUCAAGAACGGGAUCCUUUGAAUCAAGGACCGGGAAAUUCCUCCAUGAAUGACACUUCUAUAUCACACCGAGACAUGGCCAGUAGCAGUAAAACCAGCAAGGAAGCCCAAAGAGAGCGGAGGCGCUUGAAAAAGCUCCGGAAGAGCAAGUUAAAGCGUCUGGCAAUGGAGAAGAAUCAAGAGCAAGAGCGUAAACAUCGCCGGAAGUACAAAUGCGGAGAUGAAUUUUGCAAGCAUCGGAAGCACAAGAAGCGAAGGAAACAUAAGAAGCACCAUCAUCGCGAUACUGAACAUUCAUCACCAAAUGAGGAUGAUAUUUUGGCAUCACGCGAAGAAAACAGCACAUCGCCCACAACGUCGGAAGAGUUGAUUCUGCCCAAGGACACCAAUGGGAAAUCCAAGGCAGAAAAAUUCAAUCCCACCAUCAAAGAGGAAACCAUGACGGAGGAGGAAGUAGCAUCAUCUAUAACGGAGAGUUCUGGCUCCCUCUAUGAGCCGGGGAAGAAAAAGGAGCGGCAAGACUCGACGGAGCCGAAUAAGAGCAAAAUUGCUGCAUUUCUGCCAGCACGACAACUGUGGACGUGGGUGGGAAAGGGUUACAGGCGAACAUGUGCCAAGGGUCGUGUCAAGAAGCAAUUCUUCAAGACAAUCCAACGCGGAAAAGAAUCCAUCCAUGUGGGCGAUAGUGCAGUCUUCCUCUCCACAGGCCGUCCCGAUCGCCCCUAUAUUGGGCGUAUCGAAUCAAUGUGGGAGACCUCCGCCAGCAACAUGGUUGUCCGUGUUAAAUGGUUCUACCAUCCCGAAGAGACCGAAGGGUGUCCUAAUUUGAAGUAUCCUGGAGCCCUUUUUGAGUCACCACAUGAAGAUGAGAAUGACGUCCAGACAAUUUCUCACAAAUGCGAAGUUCUCUCCGUGACGGGAUUCACGAAGAAAUUCGGGAGUGAUCCAAAGCACUAUCAGUCAAUUUAUGACAACAAUGACACCUACUAUUUGGCUGGAUAUUACGAUCCUACGGCGCUUACAAUUAAAAUGCAACCUGAUAUCCCUGUUGUCUCUUCCAGUGAGAAAUGUAUUUGAGCAGUUUAUCCAUUAAGAAAGGAUAAAUGAAAAGUAAUUUUGAAGUCUUAAAAUCUUGAUAAAGAAAUUAGACAAAAAAGAUCAAGAUUGACUUCAGAAUCAGAACCAUAAAUAAGGAUGUGAUUCGAGAUUGAAGACAGGGAGAUUUAUAAUGAAAAAAAAUCAUUUUGGCAAAAUUAUAUCUUUUUGAGCUGCGGCUUAGUUGGGGCACAAUGCUACGUUUUGAUUAAUUUACAUGAAAAAAAAAUAUACAAAAAAAUACUGAAAAAGUAAUAAAAGAUGUGGUGGCAAAAAUCAAUAAAUGUACUGGUAAGCUGACCAAGCUUACGGGAGCUGUGUUUCUUUCAGUGUACCAAUUUUGUGAGAGCAAACUAGAACGCGAAUUAAUUUAAAUACGCGCAAAGUCGGGAAAAGAUGAAAAGUCAUACCCUAAGAAAUGUUUGGAAGGCCAUAUCUCGAGAACGGAUCCAUAGAUUUUCAUAAAUUUUUUUUUGUUUGAAAGGUCUUGAAGUCAGCUAUAACAUAUCGAAAAAUGAAAAAAAAUUAUGUAGCCAUUUUCGAAAAAUUCGAGUUCGAAAUUUUCGAAAACUUUGUUUUUGAUUUUAGCGCCUCUUGCGGUCAUUUCUCGAAGUUGCAAUGUUCUAGACAUUUGUAGGGUUUCUCGAAACCUUUCAUUUGCGCUUGAGUUGAUCAAGAUCGGACUUGUAGAACCCGAGAUAUGACAUGCCAACUUUGGAAGGCUAUAUCUCGAGAACGGAUCCAUAGAUUUUCUUCAUUUUUGGCAUGAAGCUAGAUAAUAUGGUCAGCUACAACAUAUAAAAAAAUGAAAAAAAUUUAUGUCGUCGUUUUCGAGAUAUUCAUCGAAAACUCAUCGAAAAUUUUGUUUUUGAUUUUUGGCCCUCUAGCGGUCACUUUUGAAACUUCGGAUGUUCUAGAGAGUUGUAGGGUUUGUUGAGAUCUUUUAUUUGACCCCGGGUUGAUCAAAAUCGGUCAAGCCGUUUUCGAGUUAUGGUCGAUUUUCGAUAAAAAAUUGUGGCGGCCAUAUUGACUAAACGGCUUGACCGAUUUUCGAAAAUGAGGUAUCGUUGGAAAGGUAUUAAUGGCCCCUACAACAUAUCAAAAUUUCAGAUUUUUAGCUAUUACAGGGGCUGAGAUAUAGCGAAAACAAAAUUUUGAGGUUAUUCAAAAUGGCGGACGCGGGGGUGGGGGGGUGGAUUUGACCUCAUAAUCGGACGUCUUCCAGUCGACUUUUAAACUUUGCCGUUUAGCGCAAGUCUCUAUCUAUUACCGUUCUCUUGCAAUUUAGCUUUGUACUACGGACGGCCGGACGGACGGACGGCCGGCCGGAAAAAAAAUUUUUUGGCGCAUACGUUUUUUGGAAUGUAGGGACCCUAAUUCGUGCUCAUCCCAAGUUUGAGCCCGAUCUGACGACUUUCGAUUUUGCUCGGUACACAAAAGCUGUGUCUGAAAGAAACACAGCUAAAAUUGAGUGCAAUUUUUAUAAUAAUAAAUUAAUAAUAAAAAAUACAGCAUAAUAAAUCAUAGAUAUGUAGUGAAUAGGGUGAUAUUGUGACGAAAGACGAUGGAAAUAACGAGAAGAUUGAUUUAGGUGACUACUUAUGCAAUAAAAUAAUUCGGAUAAUUUCCCGUCUUAUUUUCAAACUUUAAUUUUUCUUCUCUUCAUUCAAAUGACGAUGCUACACACAAACUUAAUGGUAGUCAAUACCUUAAUUAUUUUUUAAGUGGUAGCAUCACUCAAAAUAUAGAAUUUAUUUCUCUCGACUCACACACACACAUGAAACAAUGAAUUUGAAGGUGAUAAUUUCUUGGUGCUAUUGAUUUCAUGUUUUUUCGGAUUUUUUUUAAACCUUAUUUUUAACUUUCUACUUUUUCACAAAAAAAAAACAAACUGGUACUAAAAAAUAGAAGAAAGUCAAUAACAUAAUCAAAAUAACUAACCUAUACCUAUACUUUUUAAGUGGCAUUAUCUCUGUGUUUUUAUUUUUUAAUGUAGAAUUUGUUGUCGUUGUAAGUGAAAUAAGUUUUGUCAUUAAAGUCUUUUUUGUACUUUUUGCAGCAGAAUAUUACUCGAUGCAAUCGUUAGAUGGUUGAAAUAAAUCAAUCGCAAAUUCUUAUAUAAUGCCAAUUGAAUGCUUAUUUAUAGGAAUUUAUGCUAUAAUUAUUAAAGUAAAAAUAUUUUUAAAUAUCUUAAACAGAAUAAUCAUUCAUAUUAAUUAACAAAAUAGACUAAUAGAUGUCUCAACAAAAAAAACAUUUAAUUAAAAGAUAAACAAUACUCUUGUAUAUAUAAUCUGUGCUUUGUGAACACAAUUAAUUUCUCAAUUUAAAUUUCAAGCAGUCAAAUUGAAGAAAUAAAGAAGAAAAUUUCUCUGGCAUAAUCUACUAAAUAAUUAUUCUUACUAUAUAAAAAAAUACUUACAAAAUAAUAAUCAUUUUGAAAUUAAAACAGCAGCAGUAUAAAAUAUUUUUAAUAAUUAACAUGUAAAAUUUAUUAGAAGAUAGAUUUCUCUGCAAGUUUGAUGUAAUAGUUUGUAGUGCUUUCAAAACUCUUAAUUAUUAUGCUGAGCAAAGGAUGCACUUUCUAUAAUUGUGGCAGAAAGGAUUUGUGUAACGUGAAGACAUUACCAGUGACAGUAAUUCUAAGGAUGAGACAGGAUUUUAUGAUUAAUAUUCAAGAAAAUGAAAAUUAAAUGUUGAAACACUGUUAACAUACCAAACCUACUGAAUAAGAGAAUCUUCUUGGAAAUAUCUUUAUCAUAUAGGAAUAUCAAUAUAUAUAUAUUGAGAAAUACUAUAGUUUUUUAAAAAUCUAUUAGUAUACAAAACAUGUGAAAUAAAAGGUGUACAACAAA
This is a messenger RNA of Lutzomyia longipalpis, 8912 nucleotides long. RefSeq names its product protein winged eye (gene wge). The transcript has 14 exons. The record is from RefSeq and is a predicted model, not a curated record. The coding region runs from base 925 to 6039 and encodes 1704 amino acids. Gene Ontology annotation, molecular function: chromatin binding. NCBI's taxonomy places the organism in Eukaryota, Metazoa, Arthropoda, Insecta, Diptera, Psychodidae.